GAAACAAACCCUUAUUUGGCGAAGUUCAACACUCAACACUCAACACUCAACAGUGCCAUUCACACCGAAAUUUCCCAAUUCAAUCCAUCCAAAUGCCAUAUCUCUCCAACAUUGACACCGUACUCAUUGCAUUUUCUUAUUUACUUUUGUUCAUUCCUUAAUAUAAUCACGUUCAACGUCAUAAGUAAUCAUCUUCAGAACUUUAACCAAAUUUCUUUUUACCAAAUUAGUGUAAUUGAUUUUUAAUUUAGUGGAGUGGUGUAAGUUUUGAUUAUUAUUUUUUUUUGGUCAAAUUGGAGUAAGUCGUGAUUGUAGGGAGUGAGUUAUGACGGUGCCAUGUGUUUCAGUGUUCUCUCCAUGUAUAUUCUUUGUUUUUUUCUUAAAGGUGCCAUGUUCUCAACUCUCUAUAAACCUUGUAUUUUUUGCCACUCUCAUUCACCUAUAUAUUGGCUUCCAUUUAGCACAUACCUUGAGUUUUGAAUUUCUCUAAAACUUCAAAUUUGCCUCUUUUUUUCUGGUUUGGAUUUGGUGUUUUGAUGAUCAUGGGGUGGUACAGAAGGGGAAAGUUUGCACUUGAUCAUUUUCGCAGCGUGGCUUCAAGGGUUGUGCCAAAAAAUCAAAAUUUUCAGCGUAGUUGGAGGAAUUGUCAAUCUGGGUAUUUGGAUUCAGCUUCAAAAGGAGCUGGCUUUAAUGGGUUUUUUUUGUUUUGUUCAAUUUAUCCGAGGCUAAGAACACAAGGUGUUGUCGAAAUUAAUACGAGCUUUCACAAUCCGUUUCUUUUGGGGGCUAAGAGAUUUUACCAUGUUGAUCCUUACAAUGUGCAUCAUUUCAGGCCAAGGGGGCCAAGACGUUGGUUUCAGAAUCCUAAACACUUUUUUGUUGUUGUGAUGGUUGGUUCAGGGGUUUUAAUCACUCUGUAUUUUGGGAACUUGGAAACAGUUCCUUACACCAAGCGAAAGCGUAUGAUUCUGUUGUCAAAAGCCAUGGAGAGGAGGGUUGGGGAGAGCCAGUUUGAACAGAUGAAGGAUGCUUUUAAGGGAAAGAUAUUGCCUCCUAUUCAUCCCGAAAGUGUGAGGGUGACAAUGAUAGCUAAGGAAAUAAUUGAUGCAUUGCAGAGAGGGUUGAGGAAGGAGCAGGUGUGGAAUGAUUUGGGGUAUGCAUCAGAGCAUGCUAUGCUGGUUAAAGGAGAUGGAAGGGAUACAUUAAGUGCAUUGAGUGAAGACAAGGUUGAAAGGAGUUGGGACAAGGAGGAUAAGAUUCUUGAUGACAAAUCAGUUCGACAAAGCCAGAAAAAUGGUCAGGAAAGAGGGUCACUGACUGCUACAUCACAUUUGGAUGGAUUGAAUUGGGAAAUUUUGGUGGUAAAUGAGCCAAAUAUUAAUGCCUUCUGCUUACCUGGUGGGAAGAUUGUUGUGUUCACUGGUUUGUUUGAGCAUUUUAAAAGUGAUGCUGAGAUAGCAACUAUUAUAGGACAUGAGGUUGGGCAUGCUGUGGCAAGACACAGUGCAGAGGGGAUUACAAAGAACCUGUGGUUUGCAAUUCUACAGUUGAUAAUUUAUCAACUUGUCACACCUGACAUUGUCAACACAAUGUCAUCCCUUUUCUUGCACCUACCUUUCUCCAGGCGGAUGGAAAUAGAAGCUGAUUAUAUUGGGUUGCUGUUGAUUGCAUCAGCUGGCUAUGAUCCCCAGGUGGCACCCAAAGUGUAUGAGAAGUUGGGAAAAAUUGCUGGUGAUUCUACCCUUAGGGAUUAUCUCUCUACUCAUCCUUCAGGAAUAAAAAGAGCAAAAUUGCUGGCCCAAGCUAAGAUAAUGGAAGAAGCGCUUACUAUAUAUAGAAAUGAUUCAACAAAUAAAAUAAAAAGAAAAUGUAACUAGUUGGAUUAGCCCGACAGGGUGGUGCAAGAACACUGCAGAUGCAGAUACAUGGAGUACAUAUGUAAAUAAGGUGAUUUACCAGUAUCAAUUAAAUAUUGGAAUUCUCAACUAAGCACACACUACUGCUUCUCUUUUUUUUUUUUUUUUUGUCACUGUUGAAGAAAAUUUUGUCCAUAUUCAUUUAUCAAUUAUUCUUUUCUGGAUUAUACUUAUAUAAAAAAGGAAAGAUAAAUAAUCAUAAAUGAAAUGACAAUGUGGUAAAUGAGGGAUAAAUAAUAUAUUAAAAAAUUAUAAAUGAAUUUUAAUGUAGAUGAAAAGAUUAAUUACAUCUCUUAAUUUGCAUGUUAUAAAUUUUAGCGAUGAAUAAAAAUAAUAGGAGUAACAAUUUACCUUGCCUUCAUGAUAAACAUAGGAGGCAGUGUCAUUAAUCAUUAAAAACAUGCAACAUUGGAAGGAACAAUACCAUUAUAUGUUCCAUUUCUUCCAUAGUAGCCUGUGGCAUGAAUGUCUUGAACAUAAUCUUUGACUGUGUUUACCAGGUGUUUUCCAGUGUCAUGGAUGAAUAAUUCUUGUUCUUUUGUUUGUUCCAUUGAAAUUUGAAGCCUGCACAAGUUGUUAAGGAUUUGAAUGUGUUCUCAGAUGAAUUGCCGAAGAACCAUAUGUAUAGAAUUUUACCAUUUGAAGUUUGAACAGAUCAAGAGAGGUGUAACACCAUCAGGAUUCAUAUUUACUGGCCUACAGGCUACAACCAUAAUCAAAUCCAAAUGUUUCUUGAGCACGUUUCUCUCUUGAAAUCAUUCUUUAAAUGAUUUCCUCAUGUUAAUUUUCUCGUUAGAUCACAGCCCCCCUCCCUAACAAAUAUCUGUAAUUUUUCAUUUGAACUAAGUACCUUAAGUAAUUACAUAUAAUAUAUACAUAGUUGCUUAAAUUGGGGCUUGUUGAGAGUUUCCUCACAGAUGCUUGCUGAUCUCACUGUAAAGAGUUAGAGAGAGUUGUAGUUUCUAAGAAUUAGAAUCAAGGUUAGAAAUAUGCUUUUUCUUAGUAAUUCCUGAUUUUAUGCUGCUUUAAUUUAAUUUACUGAUGACAUCUAAACUUGAAAUAUCUGAGCCUAUAUGGCAUCAUAAUUUUUGCCUUCUUGCUUGCUUCAAUAUGUGCUUGCAAUUGCAGUGACCAAAUCUUUCUUGUUUAACUUGUUUAAGUUCAAGGUCCGUGAGGCUGGCUGUUGAUAAAUGGGCUGCAAAAUUUCAUGUUAAAGAGGACAACAAUCUUUCCUUAGUUGAGCAUGAACUGGUAAAUAUGAUAUGAUUUUGCUUAUGCUUCAUAUGUAAAGUAGAUAUUGGUAUGUAUUAAAGAUUCAUUUACUCAAUAUUUUCAUUAACCCAGUGGUCUUUCAACGAAUCAUUUGGAAAUUGUCAUGAAAAUGUUUUUCCUGAACCUUGUAUCCAAUGGCCAUGCUUGGACGCACCAAUU
Messenger RNA from Cajanus cajan (pigeon pea), 3347 nucleotides. Its product is annotated as mitochondrial metalloendopeptidase OMA1. Gene Ontology annotation, molecular function: metalloendopeptidase activity. Lineage: Eukaryota; Viridiplantae; Streptophyta; Magnoliopsida; Fabales; Fabaceae. The record is from RefSeq and is a predicted model, not a curated record. Gene Ontology annotation, cellular component: membrane.